Adineta ricciae is the source of this 1302-nucleotide messenger RNA. Lineage: Eukaryota; Metazoa; Rotifera; Eurotatoria; Adinetida; Adinetidae. The record is from the annotation of a GenBank genome assembly.
AUGAUGAAAACGAAACCCAUAGAUAGCGUUGUCGUUUUCGCUCUUUUCAGCUUGAUCAGUUUCUUUGCUCAAGCCAACUGCCAAGUGUGUGAUAGUACAACGUCAUACGAUCGAUGUUCAACCAACAGUGCUUGUGGUUGUUUCCCAAUGGCUGGUGCUCAGAAUGUUGGUGUGUGUGCUUUUCUCUGGAAGUUCUGUUCACAACUUGUUCCAUGUGGACCGUCACAAGACUGUUCUGAUAGAGAUCAUAUCUGUGUUCAUCAUCGUCGAUGCAGCAAUGGUCCUGUCUGUUAUCCGUUGUCGAUGAUGAAUGAAAAUAUCUGUCCGCCAGCGUCACCCGUGACAAAUACGACGGUGGCAACCACUACAAUGGAAGUGGCGACUACAACGAAAAAAGCUAAAUUUAGUAAAUGGGAACAAAAUGGUAAGAUCGUCGCUGGUAGCAACAUGGAAGGGGAGCAGUUAUCUGAUCUGCGACGUCCUAAUGGAUUCAUUCUUGACAAAAAUCGGACUGUCGAUGUCGCUGACGGGGGCAAUUGUCGUGUUAUGCAGUGGAUGUCGGGUAGAAGUGAAGGCAAUGUUGUUGCUGGUGGCAAUGGAUACGGAUCCAAAAUUAAUCAGCUGACGUUACCAAUAGAUCUGAUUAUUGACGAACAAGAUAAUUCAUUGAUCAUUGCUGAUUUUGGAAGUCAACGAGUAGUUCGAUGGUUCAAUCGAACUCAUCAAGAAAUUCUUCUUGAACGUAUUUCAUGUGAUGACCUAGCAACAGACAAAUAUGGAUAUUUUUACGUUUGUGACUCAAAACAGAAUGAGGUGAGACGAUGGAAAAUGACAGAAAUUAAGGGGAACAAGGGAGUCUUGGUAGCUGGUGGAAACGGAAAAGGAAAUAGAUUGAAUCAAUUAGAUACUCCUGGCAGCAUUUUCAUUGAUGAUGAACAAUCAAUAUAUGUUUCGGACAGAUACAAUCAUCGUGUGAUGAAAUGGAAAAAGGAUGCUAAGGAAGGAACCGUUGUCGCUGGUGGGAAUCAUCGAGGGAACAAGUCUGAACAACUGGAUGGGCCUGGUGGCGUAAUCGUUGAUGAUGAUGGUCAAAUCUACGUAGCAGAUUCUGGGAACAAUCGAAUAAUGUGUUGGAAGGAAGCUAUGAAAGAAGGUGAACUUGUUGUCAAUGCAACUGCAGGUGCAUCGGGAUUAAAUGAAUUCCGGUAUCCUUCAGAUUUGGCAUUUGAUUUCGAUGGAAAUCUUUAUGUUAAUAAUCGCGGGUAUAACCGUAUUCUAAGAUUUGAUUUAAUGACUCAAUAA